Parus major (Great Tit) is the source of this 3237-nucleotide messenger RNA. RefSeq names its product glucagon receptor-like. Bases 173 to 2155 code for a protein of 660 amino acids. NCBI's taxonomy places the organism in Eukaryota, Metazoa, Chordata, Aves, Passeriformes, Paridae. Gene Ontology annotation, molecular function: glucagon receptor activity; peptide hormone binding. Gene Ontology annotation, biological process: adenylate cyclase-modulating G protein-coupled receptor signaling pathway; cell surface receptor signaling pathway. The record is from RefSeq and is a predicted model, not a curated record. The transcript is spliced from 13 exons. Gene Ontology annotation, cellular component: plasma membrane.
CAGACGCCGCUCGGUCACCGCCGCGUUCACCUCGCGGAGCGGGGGCUGCCCGUGACACCGGGAACACCGGGACUACCGGGAACAGCGGGAACACCGGGACAUCGGGAUUGCCCGGAGCCGGGAUCGGGGUCCCCGGCCCAGCCUGAGGCGCACCCCGGCACUGGGAGCAGCCAUGAGGGGCGUGCUUGGAGCUGGAUCCCUGCGGAGCCUUGUCCAGCUUGCCUGGAUGUGCCUGUUCUCCUCCGUGCCGCACGGUGGGGCCAAGGUGCUGGAGAAGACCUUCGAGGAGUGGCUGCGGUACCGUGACGAGUGCCUGAGGAGGAUGGCGAGCGAGCCCUACCCAGCAGGGCUGUUCUGUAACAGGACAUUUGACAUGUACGCCUGCUGGCCCGACGGGAGCCCCGGCACCGCCGUCAACGUCUCCUGCCCCUUCUACCUGCCCUGGUUUGAGAAAGUGAAACACGGGCUGGUGAGCCGCAGGUGUGGCACCGACGGCCAGUGGGUGACGGUGAACGGCAGCCAGCCCUGGAGGGACUACUCGCAGUGCGAGGAUGAGCCGGAGGUCACUGCCGAGGAGGAAGGCGCCCGCCGGCUCAUGGUGAGCUUCAAGGUGCUCUACACCGUGGGCUACUCGCUGUCACUGCUCACCCUCAUCUCCGCCCUGCUCAUCCUCACUGUGUGCAGGAACCUGCGCUGCACCAGGAAUUACAUCCACGCCAACCUGUUCGCCUCCUUCGGGCUGCGGGCCACCUCGGUGAUGGUGAAGGACGCGCUGCUGGAGCGGCGCUGGGGCGUGGAGCUGCUGCAGGUGGCUGACUGGGAGGCUCUGCUGAGCCACGAGGCAAGUGCUGGGCUGGUGGCAGCGUGGGGACCCUCGCCCAGGAGGGGCCGUGGGGGGGUCGGUGCCCACGCAGCCCCAGACACUCGCUGGGUGAGUUCUUGGGGGUCGGUGGUGCCCGUGCUCCUGAUGGGUGAGGUCUUGGGGUACCUGUGCACGGUCCUGGGGUGCCCAUCCACACACCCUGGCCACGCUUUUGGGGUGCCUGCUGCCCAGGAACCAGUGGGUGAACCCCUGGGAUACCUGUGCCCCUGCUGGGUGAGCUCAGGGCCUGUGUGGCACCUGAGGGAUGAGCUCUCAGUGCCACCCAUGCCCCUGCUGGGUGAGCUCUGGGGGUGCCUGUGCAGCUUCUGGGGGAGCUCUCAGGGCACCCGUGGCCCCAGGAGGGAGCUCUCAGGGUUCUUGGGGUGCCUGUAUAACACCAUACCCCCGUGGAUGAGCUCCUGCUCCCUGUGGGAGAGCCGUGGGGUGCCCCAUGGGCACAGCCAGCCCCACGGUGGCUCUCCCGUGGCAGGCAGCGCUGGGGUGCCGUGCAGCGCAGGUGCUGAUGCAGUACUGCAUCCUGGCCAACCACUACUGGUUCCUGGUGGAAGCUGUCUACCUCUACAAGCUGCUCAUCGGGGCCGUGUUCUCCGAGAAGAAUUACUACAGGCUCUACCUCUACCUGGGCUGGGGGUUUGCUGUGUGACUUGCAGGGACCCCCGUGGUGUUUGUGGUGCCCUGGAUGGCUGCCAAGUACCUGAAGGAGAACGCGGAGUGCUGGGCGCUGAACGAGAACAUGGCUUACUGGUGGAUCAUCCGCAUCCCAAUCCUGCUCGCCUCCCUGAUCAACCUGCUCAUCUUCAUGCGGAUCCUCAAGGUGAUCCUGGCCAAGCUCCGGGCCAACCAGAAGGGCUACGCCGACUACAAGCUGAGGCUGGCCAAAGCCACCCUGACCCUCAUUCCCCUCUUCGGGAUCCACGAGGUCGUUUUCAUCUUCGCCACCGACGAGCAAACCACGGGCAUCCUGCGCUACGUCAAGGUGUUCUUCACCCUCUUCCUCAACUCCUUCCAGGGCUUCCUGGUGGCUGUGCUGUACUGCUUUGCCAACAAGGAGGUGAAGUCCGAGAUGAAGAAGAAGUGGCAGCUCUGGAAGCUGGACCACCCGGUGCUCUGCUGUGCCCAGUGAGGGGUGACCGGCCGGGGCACAGGGGCUGCUGGCCACAGUGGCCACAGCAGGGCGUGGCUGGAGGGCAGGAGGCUGCAGGAGGCUGUGCUGGGCAGUGCCCACCUGGGAUGGCCAGGCUGGAGCUGCUGGAAGGGACAUCCCUGCUGUGACCCAAGCGAGGUGGCACCCCUGGCUCCUGCCAGGCAUCGCUGUCCCCUCAGCAGGGCCUCACUGGGGCUGUGUGGGCAGCACCUGCUGCCUCCUCCCGCUGCCUGAGCCCCAGCAGGACCCAGCAGCCUCCCCCAGGACACCAGGGACCACCACACCCACCUGGGCACCUGUGGGACCACAGCAGCUGGGGGGAGCCUGAUCCUCAGCAGUGGGAAUGGGAGAUGCUCCCCAGACCCUGGAUCUCACCACGGCCAAGGCUUCCCUGUCUUCCCGUGUCUGAGCCCAGGACCAUCUCACCAACUCCCUGCCAGCCACCCUGCACAGCUCUGGACAGCAAGGGGCUGCUCCUGCACCUCCUCCCCACCCUCAUCACCCAUCCAUCCAUCCAUCCAUCCAUCCAUCCCCUCCUCGCUGCUCUCCAGCUGCACAAACCCCCGCUGCCCCUCGCCACGGGCACAGCCAAGGAUGGAACCUCAAAAUCACUCGGGAGUGAAGGAUUUGAGAGCAGGAGCUCACUGGGGCACAACCUCCCCCAUGGCAGGUUCAGCAUCCAGCCCAGCCUGCUCCUGCUUUGUGGAGGGAAAGCUGGAUUUCCAGUGGGGUGCCACAGCAUCAGCCCCCCUGGCCAAGCAGCCUGUGGCUCCCAGGAGCAAGGGAAGCAGCUGAGGUGGUGUGGUUUGAGCAGAGCUCCUGCGCUCUCAGAGCAGCUGCAGACACCCCCAGCCCCUCGCUCUGACCCACAGGAGCAGCACAGACACACUGCCACAGCUUGUCCCACCACAUUCCUGCCUUUACCAUGCACAAGUCCCCUCCAGGCCAGAGGAAGCAGCUGGGAUGCUCCAGGAGAUGCCCAUGGACACAGGAGGCUCUCCAGGUCCUGCCCCUUCCCUGGUGUGCUGGGGGAGCCUCUCCCAGAGCCUCUUGGGCUGCCUCGAGCACACAAAGCAGAGGCUGCACCAGGCUGGAGUCACACAGGAAUGGGCCUGGAUCGAUGGAAGCCCCACGAGACCAUUUUACACAUUAACUCUCUUUUCAGAUGUAAAUAAAUAUUUAUUUUUCAGCAAGCAGAGCCUGCUGCUUC